Messenger RNA from Varanus komodoensis (Komodo dragon), 2472 nucleotides. It is a transcript of the gene WHRN, whose product is annotated as whirlin. Lineage: Eukaryota; Metazoa; Chordata; Lepidosauria; Squamata; Varanidae. The transcript has 13 exons. Gene Ontology annotation, molecular function: protein binding. Gene Ontology annotation, biological process: auditory receptor cell stereocilium organization; sensory perception of sound. Gene Ontology annotation, cellular component: plasma membrane; stereocilia ankle link complex; stereocilium tip. The record is from RefSeq and is a predicted model, not a curated record. The coding region runs from base 1 to 2472 and encodes 823 amino acids.
AUGGCACAGUUCAGCACCGGCGCGGACGGGACAGCGCCCGCGCGGCCCCCUUCUGGCCCGGAGGCGCUCCGCGGGGAGACGCGGCAGGUGACCCUCAAGCGCAGCAAGGCGCAGGACGGGCUGGGCUUCAGCAUCCGCGGCGGCUCGGAGCACGGCGUGGGCAUCUACGUCUCGCUCGUGGAACCGGGCUCCCUGGCCGAGAAGGAGGGCCUGCGGGUGGGCGACCAGAUCCUGAAGGCGAACGACAAGCCCUUGGACAAGGUGACGCACGCCGAGGCCGUCAGGGCUCUCAAGGGUGCCAAGAAGCUGAACUUGUCCGUCCACUCCGUGGGGCGCAUCCCCGGCGGCUACAUGACCAACCACAUCUACACCUGGGUGGACCCCCAGGGCCGGAGCGUCUCCCCACCAACAGGCCUUCCCCACCACCAGAGCAACUCUCUGCGCAAGGACGGCGAGAAGAGGAGCCACCUCCAGCUUCUGCAGGAAGGCGAUGAGAAGAAGGUGAACCUGGUGCUGGAUGAAGGGCGGUCGCUGGGCCUCAUGAUCCGUGGAGGAGCCGAAUACUCUCUUGGGAUUUACAUCACAGGCGUAGACAAAGGCUCUGAAGCAGAGAGCACCGGGCUGAAGGUUGGAGACCAGAUUCUGGAGGUGAAUGGCAGAAGCUUCCUCAGCAUUCCCCACGAUGAGGCAGUCAAGCUCCUGAAGUCCUCGCGGCACCUCAUCAUGACGGUCAAAGAUGUUGGGCGACUGCCUCACACCCGGACCACGGUAGAUGAGACCCAGUGGAUCACCAGUUCGCAGAUCGGGGAGACUGUGGUCAACGCAUCAGGGAUCGCCGGGAAUCCCUCAGGAGAUGCGACACCAAAGCCUUCCUUUUACAGAGGCCUGGCAGGAUCCCAAGUGACCCUGAGCAGUCUUGUGAACCAGAGCCGUGUCAUGCUGGAGGAGCAAGCGCGCCAUCUCCUGAACGAGCCCGAGAGGGCCACCAUGGGGUACUACCUGGACGAGUACAAGGAGAACAACAUCCCAGUCGAUGCCCUCGUCAUGGCUCUCUUUGAACUGCUCAACACCCACGCCAAGUUCUCACUCUUGUCCGAGGUGAGAGGAGUGAUCGCUCCCCAGGACAUCGACCGCUUCGACAACCUGGUCCUGAAGAGGGAGAUCGAGUUCAUGAAGGCCCGGCAGCCCUCCGGAACAGGGACCGGCACGGACUCCUACUCCGUGAUGUCUUACAGCGACACUCUCUCCUCCACCGGGAGCCAUUUCACUUCUACCACCGUCAGUUCUGCCCGGAACACAUCAGACUUAGAAGGAGGCCAGAAUGGGAACCAAAGCAGCGUCAAUGCUCUGCCGGACAUCUCCCUGGACGAUGUCUCCUCCUCCCCUGACGAGCCUCCGUCGUUCAAACCUCCUGCUCCCACGCCUUCUCCUCAAACCACCACGGACCCUUCCGGCCCGCAGGACCGAGCAGCAGCAAAGGACACCCUCAAGCGGCCAUCCUCUGAAUCGUCUCAGUCGGGCCUGUUCUUCGUGGCCCCCCAGAAGUACACGCUGCCUCCCGGCCACGCGGAGAAGGACUCCAGCAGCGUGGGUUCCUCCUCCUCCGCCACCGCCACCACAUCCUCCCCGGAGGAGCCCGUCUCCAAUGCCAUCUAUGCUUCCGUCUCCCACGCUUCCAGAAGGCCCUUGGAUGCGCACCUGCUCCUGCUCAACCAGCACCCCAUCGGGCCGUUUCCCCGGGUCCAGUCACCGACCCGGUUGAGGAACCCCUCUCCGGAAGCCAUGGUCCCCGGCUCUCUCCCAGCCCCCAACACGCUCUCCCCUUCCCCUCCCCCGCCGCCGCCUCCGUCCCACCCGGCCCCUCCCCCUCCCCACGGGAAAGGUGGCCCAGAGACUGGCAGUGGCCGGCACUUUAUCAUGGUGGAGGUCCAUCGGCCCAACAGCGAGCCGGACGUGAAUGAAGUGCGGUCCUUGCCCCAAGCCAGAGCCUCCACACUCUCCCAGCUUUCGGACAGUGGACAGACCCUGAGUGAGGACAGUGGUGUGGACAUUGGGGAGAUGGAGUUCAGCGGCAAAGAGAGAAUCCGGCCACAGGCUCCCGUGCAAGGCCGGAGCGCCCCAGAAGCCGCGAGGGCCGAUGGGCCAGCAGACACAGGCCCCAAGCCGCCAGGACUCCUGGAACCGACGUCGCACCUCAUCCGUGUGGCAAAGAGCGCGCCCACCCUGGGCAUCGCCAUCGAGGGGGGAGCCAACACCCGGCAGCCAUUGCCACGGAUCGUCACAAUACAGAGGGGCGGCUCUGCCCACAACUGCCGGAAGCUCAAGGUGGGCCACGUGAUCCUGGAGGUGAACGGUGCAGCCCUGCGAGGGAAGGAGCACCGCGAAGCGGCCCGGAUCAUCGCAGAGGCCUUUAAAACGAAGGACAAGGACUACGUGGAUUUCCUUGUCACCGAGUUUAACGUGGCACUUUAG